Molecule: messenger RNA, 918 nt
Organism: Hyaloscypha bicolor E
Lineage: Eukaryota; Fungi; Ascomycota; Leotiomycetes; Helotiales; Hyaloscyphaceae
Exons: 4
Source: RefSeq, a predicted model, not a curated record
AUAUAUUUUGCAGUCGAGAAGGAUCAUGUCGCAGGUCUGCCACGACUUGCGGCCUUGCAAGAUAGUAACGAUAGCUUUUGCAUCUUCCGCAAAUUUGGGCCAGUUGCUGCUCGAAUUCUUAUAGGAAAACAAAUUGAGCUUGACCAACUUGUAACAAGGUUGAAUGAACUCGACAACGAAGACAUCGAAAAUUCAGAGACGAGGUACCGACUCCAUAGUACCGAAUUCUAUGACGGGUGUGAUCCCGAGCAAAGGAAUCUAACGAAGGAAAUUGAAGUCAAAAUCAAAGACUACUGGGAUCUCCUCUUGAAGUACGCUGAUGUUAGGAGUCUCAGCACCGUUAAUCCCCGCCAUCAUCGAAGUGUGCACACAUGGAUGAUAGACAAUCGACCGCUGUUUGAAGGAGAAGAUGCCUUUAUCCUUUCAGUUGAUGACUUUAUCACGGCUCGAAGAGUGUCGGGCUACGGCCCACCGCAUGGAAGUAGGCUUGCGGAAAUGCUCGAGUCCUUCAUCGCGCAGCAACCCCGAUCAGGGCUCAGAUUAUGGCUCCAUCACUUACUCAAUGGCAAAACUGGGCGUAGCCGGACGAACAAUCCACAAGUCCAUCACUAUUCAUCUUCGGGUCUUGAUAUAUUUGCAAAAAUCGUUGCGUCGUCCGUCGCAGUCGGGAUUCUUCUCGUCCCUGUAUUCAUUCUGUUUCUGUUCGACCUGAGCCGUGCGAAGAUGGCUGCCAUCGUUGGUUCUUUUGUCUUAGUGUUUAUGGUCACUAUGUCGGUCUUGGUUGACGUUACCCCGCAUGACUUGUUCAUAGGAAUCGCUGCUUACUCUGCGGUUCUUGUGGCUCUUCUGUCUAACCUGGCACAGGGAAUGGGGCCUGGCAGCUCGUCACGAUGGACUAACGCCACCGCAGGGCACUGA